Messenger RNA from Arvicola amphibius (Eurasian water vole), 3516 nucleotides. It is a transcript of the gene Sidt1, whose product is annotated as SID1 transmembrane family member 1. The record is from RefSeq and is a predicted model, not a curated record. Lineage: Eukaryota; Metazoa; Chordata; Mammalia; Rodentia; Cricetidae. Gene Ontology annotation, cellular component: membrane.
AUGCCCGGUUGCCCACGGCUGGCGCUGCUCUGCGCGCUGCCCUGGCUCCUGAGGGCGGGGGUCCCCGGCCACCCAGCAGAGCCCUUUGCCCAGUCUACAGAGCUGCUCCAUGAUCCCCGCGACCCCGCCAGGGCCGCCGACUUUGAUCACAUCUACAACGGGGUGGUGAACCUCAGCACCGAGCACAUCUACUCCUUCAACCACACCAGCCACCCUGGCCAGGUGACAGCAGUGCGCGUGCACGUGAACAGCUCCUCUGAGAACCUGGACUACCCAGUCCUCGUCGUGGUCCGCCAGCAGAAAGCAGUGCUGUCCUGGCAGGUUCCUCUGCUCUUCCAAGGACUAUACCAGCGGAGCUACAACUACCAGGAAGUCAGCCGCACUCUUUGUCCAUCAAAAGCAACCAAUGAGACGGGCCCUCUGCAGCAACUGAUCUUUGUAGACGUAGCAUCCAUGGCUCCCCACGGUGCCCACUACCAGCUGCUGGUCACCAAAAUCAAACACUUCCAGCUCCGGACAAAUGAAGCCUUCCACUUCACUGCCAGCCCCUCUCAACCUCAGUAUUUUCUAUACAAAUUUCCUGAAGACGUGGACUCCGUUAUCAUUAAGGUGGCGUCUGAGAAGGCUUAUCCUUGUUCAGUUGUCUCGGUUCAGAACAUCAUGUGUCCAGUGUACGAUCUGGACUAUGACGUGGAAUUCAAUGGCAUCUAUCAGUCCAUGACCAAGAAAGCUGCCAUCACGCUACAGAAGAAGGAUUUUCCAGAUGAGCAGUUCUUCGUGGUGUUUGUGAUAAAACCUGAAGACUAUGCGUGUGGGGGAUCAUUCUCCAUCCAGGAAAAUGAAAAUCAGACCUGGAAUCUACAACGAUCAAAGAACCUGAAAGUGACCAUUGUCCCAUCUAUCAAAGGAUCUGUGUAUGUGAAAUCCAGUCUCUUCAGUAUAUUCAUCUUCUUGGGUUUCUACUUGGGAUACCUGCUCGCUGUGUUAUUUCAUCAUGUCAGGUUUCAGAGGAAAUCCAUUGAUGGGAGCUUUGGUUCCAGUGACGGAAAUAUGGCUGUAUCACAUCCCAUCACUGCCAGUACACCGGAAGGGAGCAACUAUGGGGCAAUAGAUGAGUCGAGUUCCAGUCCUGGAAGACAGAUGUCUUCCUCCGAUGGUGGGCAGCCAUGCUACUCGGACACGGACAGUUCCGUGGAGGAGAGUGACUUCGACACCAUGCCAGACAUUGAAAGUGACAAAAACAUCAUCAGGACCAAGGUAUUCCUGUACCUGUCGGAUCUGUCCAGAAAGGAUCGGAGAAUUGUCAGCAAAAAGUCUAAGAUUUAUUUUUGGAACAUCGUCACCAUCGCUGUGUUUUACGCUCUGCCCGUGAUGCAGCUCGUUAUCACCUACCAGACGGUGGUAAAUGUCACUGGCAACCAAGACAUCUGUUACUACAACUUCCUCUGUGCCCACCCCUUGGGCGUUCUGAGUGCCUUCAAUAAUAUUCUCAGUAACCUGGGCCACGUGCUCCUGGGCUUCCUCUUUCUGCUGAUAGUGUUGCGCCGAGACCUCCUCCAUAGAAAAGCCCUGGAGGCUAAAGACAUCUUUGCCAUGGAGUACGGGAUUCCCAAGCACUUCGGGCUCUUCUAUGCCAUGGGCAUUGCGCUGAUGAUGGAGGGUGUCCUCAGUGCUUGUUACCACGUCUGCCCGAAUUACUCCAACUUCCAGUUUGACACUUCCUUCAUGUACAUGAUUGCGGGCCUCUGCAUGCUGAAGCUCUAUCAGGCCCGCCACCCAGACAUCAAUGCCAGCGCCUACUCUGCCUACGCCUCCUUCGCUGCAGUCAUCACACUUACGGUCCUCGGAGUGGUGUUUGGGAAAAAAAAUGAUUUUUGGUUUGGGCCAUUCUUCUCUGUAGUCCAUAUCUCUGCUUCUCUGGCCCUCAGCAUGCAGAUCUACUACAUGGGCCGAUUCAAGAUAGAUCUAAGGAUCUUCCGGAGGGCUGUUAUGGUGUUCUACACGGACUGUGUCCAGCAGUGCUGCAGACCUCUCUAUAAGGACAGGAUGGGGCUGCUCAUUGCAGGGAAUCUGGUUAACUGGUCCUUUGCCAUCUUUGGACUGUUGUGGCGGCCCAGGGACUUCGCAUCCUACGUGCUGGGCAUCUUCAUUUUCAACCUGCUGCUGUACCUGGCUUUCUACAUCAUCAUGAAGCUCCGCAGCUCCGAGAAGAUCCUCCUACUACCACUCUUCUGCAUCGUGGCCACCGCGGUGGUGUGGGCUGCGGCCCUGUACUUUUCUUUCAGAACCUCAGGCAGCUGGGAGGGAACCCCAGCAGAAUCCCGGGAGAAGAACCGAGAGUGUGUGCUGCUGGACUUCUUUGAUGGCCACGACAUCUGGCACUUCCUCUCUGCGACUGCCCUGUUUUUCUCACUUCAGGUGUUGCUGACCCUGGAUGAUGACCUGGAUGUGGUUCGCAGAGACCAGAUCCCUGUCUUCUGAGCCUCCAGCAUCACAGCGGGGAGAAGGCCCAAUUCACUUUGGUGCUGUUUCGUGGGCAAUGUGACCACAGCAGCAUGUCCACUGCCAGACACUCCACUGGGCUCUGGGGAGUCGACUGUGUCUGCAUUCACACAGGAAGGCUAGAACUUGGGGUGAGCUGCACCCCGAGAAGAAGGGGAGAAGGGAAGGCCUACUGUGUGCAGAGGCAAAGCCAGGAGGCUCAGGAGUCUCUGUCUGCAAUUUAGAGUUCAAUCUGGACAAGCUGCAUCAGGCCAGCUUGCUGCCCCGGCCCCUUCCAUCCUUACUGAUUGGCAGGAAGACUAGCUACUUGUACCUCCCACCUAGAGUCUUUGGUGUGGCCACUGCCACCCUUGUAAGACACCUACUGCUCUAGAAGCCUAAAGCACCGUCUCACUUCCCCCAGCCUCUGAGGGUGUGAUCCUCAGAUAAGGUGCAGAAGUGGGACCAAGUCCUCACCCAACUGAGAGAGACCUUCUGGUAACUCAAGUAUUCAGAGGGAAUGUUGAACAACCCCCCAGGGUCCUGACGCUACUGGAAAUGCUCAGGCUGCGACUUUGCCACCAGCACCUCUGAGCGGAUGGACAAGGCUGUCCCCAAGGACUGGGGAAUCACCAAUUUCCAAGUGUCUUCAUCUUACCACGGGAGGGUGACCCAGCACGCUGGUGCGGCCUUCUCAGAAGGGCCCUCUUUCUCCCCAGACGUCUACCAGUUCCGAGAUGGAUAAGGGAGGGAGGAAACUACAGCAGAAGCGAGAGCAGUGACAGACUGUGCCAAGUGCCUGCUCUCCUCAGCUUAAGGACUCUGGAUCCUGGAGCAAAUUCAACAAAGCAACAGGGCUUGGUGGUCCUCUCAUACACAGCUGAACCGGUGCCCAUAUGCCCUUUGCAGGGAAGUAAGUGUUCCCAGCAAUGUAACCUGGAGUCCUCCACCCUUGAGCCUCUCGCCUGUGACUUAGGUAGAUGUCACUCAGGAUGGUCACAUGUUCUCCUCCCCCACUUGGGUUGCAGAGAUCAG